ACUUGGGAGUUUGACCCAGCGGCGGGGACGGAGGAGGAGAGGCAGGAGGUGGAGAGGCUGAGGGAGGAGUUCACGAGGAAUAGGCAGGAGAGGAAGCACAGCAGCGAUGCGCUCAUGCGGUUGCAGCUCACAGGAGGCAAGCCCCCCGCCAAUCAGCUCCCACCUGUUCGAGUAGCAGAGGAGCCCGUGUCCACAGCCACAGCGGUGGACGAGGCAACAGUGGAAGUGACUCUAAGGAGGGCGGUGCGCUUCUAUGAGACGAUUCAGGCGGAGGACGGGCACUGGGCAGGGGACUAUGGCGGCCCUCUCUUCCUCAUGCCGGGUCUGCAGGUGCUGGCAGCAGAGCUCGCAAACCUGUUCCAGCUGGCAGCAGAGCUCGCAUCGCAAACCUGUUCCAGCUGGCAGCAGAGCUCGCAUCGCAAACCUGUUCCAGCUGGCAGCAGAGCUCGCAAACCUGUUCCAGCUGGCAGCAGAGCUCGCAUCGCAAACCUGUUCCAGCUGGCAGCAGAGCUCGCAUCGCAAACCUGUUCCAGCUGGCAGCAGAGCUCGCAUCGCAAACCUGUUCCAGCUGGCAGCAGAGCUCGCAUCGCAAACCUGUUCCAGCUGGCAGCAGACCUCACAUCGCAAACCU
Closterium sp. NIES-65 is the source of this 631-nucleotide messenger RNA. The record is from the annotation of a GenBank genome assembly. NCBI's taxonomy places the organism in Eukaryota, Viridiplantae, Streptophyta, Zygnematophyceae, Desmidiales, Closteriaceae.